AUGAUAGACAUGGUGUCUGCCGUUGAAGAGCUUAGUGGGUUAACCUCUAAAGAACUUGGGGAGAUGCUGAAGGAGUCAGACAACUUUGUUUUGCAGUCCAAGACAGAAGACGGAGGUCCAAAGCAGGUGGACAUGGAAAAACUUGUGUCCUCGCUUCCUCUUCAUCUCCUUGCUGUAUGUUUGGAGCUUGGGCAAGGCCCGGACUUGACUUAUGUGCUUCGUGGCAUGCGCUUUUUGCAUAGUUUGUCUGAUCUAGCAUCCCGCCAUACUAGACUGGAGCAGGUUCUUCUUGAUGAUGUCAAAUUAUCCGAACAAGUCAUGGACCUGAUAUUCUUCCUACUUUCUAUUCUUGCUGAACAGAAGAAGGAGAAUAAUGUCGGCGCUUCUCCGCUUGUGCAUGCGUCACUUGUAGCAGCUAGUCUUCAUCUGUUGACAAGUUACUUCUCUUCCCAGUGGCAUGAACUUGUCCAUAUUCUGCUUGCACAUCCAAAGGUUGAUAUCUUUAUGGAUGUGGCCUUUGAUAGUUUGCAUGAAGAUGUGAGGCUGUUAAAUAUCAGAUUAUCAUCAAUGGGCUCCGGUUCCUUUCAUGUUGGUUCUUUGGAAUCUCGUCGUGCUCACUUCAUCUGCCAACAGUGUGAAGCAUCACUGCAAUUUCUCUUGUUGUUGUGCCAGCAAAAGCUGUUUCGAGAUCGGAUUUUAAAAAAUAAGGAACUCUCUAGAAAUGGAGGCAUACUGUCACUUUCUCACACUAUACUGAAGUUAGUUGUCCCUGAAUGUUUGAAGCAAUCAACCGAUCUUGUUGCUUCUAUUUCCAGGCUCAAGGCAAAGAUACUUUCUAUUCUGUUGCAACUUUGUGAGGCUGAAAGUGUCUCUUACCUCGAUGAAGUUGCCACUAACCCAAACAGCAGGCGGCUAGGGCAAACCUUGGCUCUAAAGGUUCUUAAUUUGCUGAAGAUUGCAUUUGGAAGAAAACAAAACAUAACUUCUGAUUCUCAUGAUAAGGGUAAGAUUUACCCCAUGGGAUCUGUGCUUAUCAGUGCAUUGCGUCUUGUUGAUGUCUUCUCUGAUGAUUCAAACUUCAGAUCUUCCUUUAUGACUAACACUGUCCCGUUUUUAACCCAGAUUUUAGCAACUCCUCAUGAGGAAUUUGUUUCAAGUUGGUGCUCUGUCAACGUACCAGCAAUUGAGGAAGAUGCAAGUCUAGAUUAUGAUCCUUUUGGUGCAUCUGAGGUGGCACUGUUAGCUUCUGAUAAUGUGUUGACUGAAGCUAAAGCUAACUAUUCAUGCCCUUUUCGCCCUAGCCUGCCUUCAAUGGCAUAUGCACAGACAAGAACAUCAUGUGUAGUGAAAAUAAUAGCGAAUUUGCAUAUUUUUGUUCCAAACAUUUGUGAAGAGCAAGAAAGGGAUCUUUUCCUUCUGAACUUUCAAAAGUACUUGGUGUCUGGGAGUCCUAAACUAUCAGCAGACGAGCCAGCUUCUAGUGAUUUCAAGGCCACUAAAGUCUGUAGAAACUUAGGAUCUUUGUCUGAUUAUGCUAAAACAUUGGUUCCGAAUUUGUUAAAUGUGGAAGACGUGGUGUUAUUAAGUGAUUUUUCUGAUAAGCUACAAUCUUGGUGUAAAUCACAAGUUGAGCAAGUUGCAGUAAAGGUGGGACAAAAUGAUACUCCACCAGAAAGCACGGAGGACAUUCACCCAGUGCAGCAGCCCUUGCUAACACGGACAAGCACUCCGGACUCCAAAAUGAAUAACCUUCCAAAGGAUGUGCAGAACAUGGAAGUGUCUACACCAAUACCCCCAAUAAAUCCAGAGGGAAAUGACAAGGACGGGACUCCAAAGAACACUGUCUCUAGAAAUGGUGGUUUCCUGCAGAAUGCAGUUGGUCAAAACCUAGUCCAUCUUGGCGUUGCAAGAACAGUCAGCGGUGGCUCUUCGGUUGUCGCUUCCGGUGUUAGCACUGGACACCAGCGCAGCAAAAUGGAUCUUGAUCCAGCAUCCAGCAGUGUGGAUAAUUUCAAAACACCAGAACUCACAAAAGAAAAUGGUCUCCAGGAGGAUGAGAAAGGAGAGAGUAGUAUGUAUGAUGAGAGGCAACCUAAGAGAAGGAAGCGGACCCUUAUGAAUAAUGAGCAAAUAGAUGAAUUAGAGAAGGCUCUAGUAGAUGAGCCUGAGAUGCACAAGAACGCUGUUCUAUUGCAGAGUUGGUCAGAGAAGUUAAGUCUGCAGGGCCCAGAGAUCACAGCAUCACAACUUAAAAACUGGUUGAACAAUCGGAAAGCUAAGCUUGCUCGCAUUGCAAAAGAAAGAGGACCAUUUGAGGGGGAGAAUGCUGAUAAGCCAUCUACACCAGCCACUAUCCAUCUUGGCGAGUCUUCCGAGAGUGCUGGGGAGGACAACUACCUACCCCCUGCGAGGGUGAUGAACGCUCUAUCCAAAGGCAGACUGGUGAGCCCGGACAGCAAUGAGCAAACAUCGCAGUUAGAGUUAUCCCCGAACACGAUGCUGAUCCGCCCAUUCACGAGAUCCUUCUCACUGGAGCCUGGCCGCCUCGUCUCGCUAGUUGACAGCGACGGGAAGGAGGUUGGCAGGGGCAAGGUCUUCCAAACGCCAGGGAAGAGCCCGGCGGAGAGCCGCGUCUGCAUGGUCGACGUCACUGAGCUCAGGACCGAGAAGUGGAGGGAGCUCCCACACCCUUCUCAGGCAUCUGGGAGGACGUUCCAGGAGGCAGAGGCGAGGAAUGGUGGCAUCAUGAGGGUCUCUUGGGACGUCGUCAGGCUGUCGCCUGCAGUGUAG
This is a messenger RNA of Miscanthus lutarioriparius, 2790 nucleotides long. The record is from the annotation of a GenBank genome assembly. NCBI's taxonomy places the organism in Eukaryota, Viridiplantae, Streptophyta, Magnoliopsida, Poales, Poaceae.